Messenger RNA from Tribolium castaneum (red flour beetle), 4343 nucleotides. RefSeq names its product domeless (gene dome). Gene Ontology annotation, molecular function: cytokine receptor activity; cytokine binding. Gene Ontology annotation, cellular component: signaling receptor complex; external side of plasma membrane. Lineage: Eukaryota; Metazoa; Arthropoda; Insecta; Coleoptera; Tenebrionidae. The transcript is spliced from 15 exons. The record is from RefSeq and is a predicted model, not a curated record. Gene Ontology annotation, biological process: cytokine-mediated signaling pathway. The coding region runs from base 279 to 3581 and encodes 1100 amino acids.
UAUGGAGUGCGUCGCAGUGAGUGUUUUCUGAUUCCAUAGGUAUGUUGAUAAGAAAUCGUGGAAAAAGGACCGAAUUAUUGUAAAAAUGUUAUAAACUCGAGCCCAAAAAGUGUCUCCAGUGCAGUGCUUAAGUGUUUUUGUGUAAUAUGCCUGAAAUGACUCGCCACCAACUCGACUAGUCCACAGGCUCGGCCUGGUCUACGUAUUCUCGAUUCCAAGUAUUGCUGUUUUCAAGAAUGGUGCAUCAUACAACUUAAAUUGUUUGAAAUCGAACAAAAAUGGAUUUAAAGAGAUGGGGUCACUUCUAUAUGAAAGUUUUCCUUUUGUUCGGCACCGGUGGACUUGUUUUAGCCAUGGAACCGAUGUGUUCGCCGGGCUUAGAUUUCGGAGGGUACACGGUACCCCAAGGAGACAUCGUAAUAGAAUACGGAAAUCCAUUAGAUAUAAUAUGCGUCUUACUUAAUAAUAGUAAAAAUAUACUCGGCCCCGAUGCUAGUCUUAAUUUAUCGUUUGUGAGAAACCAGGAUGCGGUUCCGCCCGAAAUGAUCGAAGUGAUAAACUCCACAGCCAUUAAAUUACACAUUGAUAAGCCACCUAAAGUAUCAAGUGAUACCUACUCCUGUCUUCAAUAUAACAAAAGUGCGGUUUGUAUGAACUGUGUCACUGUUGGAACGAAACCUCAACCUGUCACCGAUUUUGAAUGCAUAAGCUACAAUUAUGACAACCUCACGUGCACAUGGACGCCUCCCGAAAAUUACAUUAAAACAACCUACAACCUGACAUUCACUCUAGGGGGCAGGGCAGCUCGGUACAUUCAAGCGUGCCCUCAUAUUGACUACUCCGAAAAAACGAAACGCAUGAGCUGCAUGUGGAACGUCUCCACGACCCCACAAUACCGCCAAGUGCACGAGGUGUACAAUUUCAAUCUCACGAUGGAAAACAAAUUCGGAACACAUCGGCAGAGUUACCCCUUCCAACACUUUGCGCACGUAUUGUCUGGCCCUCCCGAGAAUCUCACAGUUAUAAACACAACCUCGUCUUCGAUCUAUCUCUACUGGAUGGUGCCCCUUUCCAUGCGCACGUUCUGGCCAGGGGUGCACCACCGGAUUCUCUACCAAUGCGAAUACUACGAAAAGAAGUGGCACUUCGGCGGCGAAAUCAAGGAAAACCCAAAAAGAUACGAGAUUUAUUUCAACUUGACCAACCUAAAAUACGCACACGCCUUAUGCGACAUCCGCGUCUCGCUAAGAUCGGCCAAAGCUUUGCCUUCCGACGAGUCAAUGUGGUCGAACAACGCCUCCAUCACAGUCUGGACGAGUAGCAAAAUACCGGACGAGCCGCCGGAAACAAACGUCGGGAGUUUCGAAGUGGUGGCCUUUGGUAACAGCUUGCAAAAUCGGGAGGCUUACGUUUACUGGAAACAAAUCAAAGAGGAGCAAAAGAACGGACCCGAUUUUCACUACGGCAUUGCUGUGGAAGGCGAACCGGCGAUACGACCGGUCGAAUUCACCAACACUUACGCCAAGUUCGAAAAUUUGUCCAUCUCGACCAGCUACACGUUCAAUAUCUGGUCGGAAAAUUCAAACGGGACUUCGGCGCGCAAAUCGUCGGUUUUUAUACCGAAACAGACAGAUCGUAUUAAGGAGCCGUGGAGUUUCACUAAAGUUGAGUUCGGGGACGGUGUCUACGAAUUGACUUGGGUGGCCCCAAAGUUGUUGGAUAACCAGUACAUUACAAACUACACGAUUUUUUCCUGUAGCAAUGAGCGAGAUAGGCCCUACCAGUGCAACGGCAUGUUGAACUGGACCGUGGUCUCGAGCAACACGACUUCGAAAACUAUGAUAGUUGAGAAGAACAAAAUUUUCCAAUUUGCGAUUUCGGCAAACACGCAUAACGGGAGCAGCGGCAUGUUGUGGGCGUCCUGUACCGUCAUCCACAACAAAAAUAUGGGCAAAAUGAAAAAUGUUUGGAUAAAUAGCGUCGGCUCAACUUUCAUAGAAGUGGGCUGGAAGCUGGACUGCGCCGAUCGGAUCGGCAGCGUCGAAGGUUACGUUGUUUAUUAUUGCCCGAUCAAAUCGCCAAUGCAUACGGAAUGCAAAGCGCCUCAAGCCAAUCGCACCUUCGACGGAACUUCGAUGCUCUCAAGCGGAAAUAUAACCGAUCUGAACCCUUACACGACAUACAUGUUGACGGUUUCGGUGAAAACCAAGCAUACGACUUUUAGCCAACAAAGCGAUCCUUUGUACAACACCACGCUGGAAGAUGCUCCCAGCACACCUCCGCGUGAUGUGACUAUACAAAAAGUUACGAAUUCGUCGAUUAGAGUCGCGUGGAAGCCACCCGAAGCUCUCAAUGGCAUAAUUCGCGAUUAUGUUGUUUAUUGUUGCGUUAAAGGCUCGCUCUGCGAGAAAAUUCCAGUCAAAACGGAACUAAACUACACGAUAACUGGCCUCAAAAGCUUCGAAAACUAUUCGAUAGAACUCGAGGCUUGUACGACGAAGUGUUCAGGGAAGUCGGAAAGAUUACAAGUGACGACUAGCAUGGGCUAUCCGAGCAAAAUCCGUAAACCAACGGUGGAUUUGCGUAACGAUACUUCGAUUACGAUCGUUUGGAAUGAGCCAGAAGAGCCCAGUGGGCGCAACGAUUAUUACGUUGUACAGUUCCGUCAAAAACACAAGAGUGAGAAUAAGACUUUCCAAUACAACACAACGAAGCGCAAAUUCGUGAUUGAGAAUUGCGGCGAUGGUGGUAAAUUCAACGCGUUUUACAUAUCAGUCAAGGCUGUUAACAAAAUAGACAAUCGGAGUUACGACGGCCCCUGGAGCGACGAACUCGAAAACUACUGUGAAACCCCAAUCAACUACAUCAUGUACUUGCUGCUGUUCGUCGCAAUCGUUGCCGUGGUCUCCGUCGGUUUCUUCUCGACUAGAUUAUACAACCACUGCAAGUUCAUGCGUGAUGUUGAGGUAAAACUCCCCCCUGGGUUGGCCCCCGUGGUGGCCGACCACACCUUAGUCCCCUGGAGCACGGAGAAGCGGCAAGACCCCGGCGAUUCGCACUCGCCCCCCGACGAGGAGCUCCUGCUUGUGAAGAUGAGUGAAGGGAGACAUUUUAGUGGUGAUUCGAGUGGUUGCAGUUCAGGACAUGAGAGUGUGACCUCGUCCCUCGAAUCGGGCACGCACAUUUCGAGCAGUUCGGACUCGGGGACCGAACAGCCGGCGGCCUACAGCGUGAUGGAAGCGAGUUCGGACACGCCGUACAUUUCCGUUACUGGGGGCUCGGAGGCCAGCUCGCCGUACGUCAUGACAGGGGAUGCGGUCAAGACGAUCAACCCGGGGUACAUCCCCUUCACCCAGCCCCCGGACUUCGGCGGCGGGCUGGACGCGAAGGGGGACUCGCCCUACAUCUCGGUGACGGCCACGGACGCGACCAAAAUGGGGUACAAGCCCAGUAGUGAGGUUUCAGACGAGUCUUCGCCAUAUGUUAUGACGGGGGACGCGCCCAAGACGAUCAACCCUGGUUACAUACCGUUCAAUCAGACUGAACCGAUGAAGAAUUCAUAUGUACAUAUUACAUUUUAGGCUAAGUUAUGUAAAUAGUUAGCGGUAGGAUCAGGCGGAUGACUUGGUGGUCGAAACUGUGCCUUAACUAUGGACUGAAACACUGAAUGUGUGUAGUUAUUGCUACCAACCGUAGACAACUUGCCAGGUGCUUUACGCAUGCCAAUUAGUGAUAACGCGAACUGAUCGGUUUUAUAAUUAAUUAUUGGCUUUAUACUUAAAUUUGGUGUUGAUGAAUGUAUUGUUUGUGUUUUAUUAUAUAUUAUGUUUAUGUGUAUGCCAUCCAAAUCGUUGUCAGAUCGAAAUUACCUUAUUUUACCAAUUAUUUGACACUUUUGUUAAUAACUGCACAGAUUCAAUUUUAUGUUUUGUUUUCGUGUUAUUUUAAAUAAACAUGGAUCGUCAUGAUUUUAUUUAUUUAUGUGUGGCAGCAAUUUUUGUUCCUAAUGUGUUGAAUAAUUGUGGCCUUUACUUGCCCUUUGUUUUUAUUGGAAUUGGUUAUGUCAUCGUGUGUUGUACCUGAAUGCAUUUCAAUUUGACUGGACUGCAAUCAAAUUAGAUUUGAUCGAUCAGGCCUGAACUGUAUAUACACCAACGUCAAUUAUUUUAACACUUGUAAAUUAUCGUAAUUUUGUCUGAUGAAGAUUUGUUGCGAUUUUUUAGUAAAUGUUACAUUGUGUCAUGAAUGUGAAUGUUAAAUUGUACCUUUUCAUUAUAUUAUUCAUAUUAAUUCAUUGUUCCUUUUCCAUUAUCACAUUUACUCAAAUAUAUAUUUAUCAUACA